Molecule: messenger RNA, 7690 nt
Organism: Toxotes jaculatrix (banded archerfish)
Lineage: Eukaryota; Metazoa; Chordata; Actinopteri; Toxotidae
Gene: mpripb
Product: myosin phosphatase Rho interacting protein
Exons: 24
Coding region: 835-6762 (1975 amino acids)
Biological process (GO): actin filament organization
Cellular component (GO): actin cytoskeleton
Molecular function (GO): actin filament binding
Source: RefSeq, a predicted model, not a curated record
AAUAAACCUAUUGCUGCUAACCGGGCUAGUUAUGGAACCAAACCCUAAAUACUCCUUUUGCCAACUGUGACCGGUUAAUAGUGGCUUUCCCUGCAUGCAGCGUGUCUGUCUGGGAGAAAGGCACGGGAACCGUUUGGAUUUUCGGACCGUCUCUGUUCUUUUAAAAGUCAAGUUGAAGACGCCAGCCAGGAGAGGCUUUCAUUAGCUAGCCUAUCUGCGAGCUAGCUGAUUGAGCUAACCGUAGCCUAGCAAAGAAGCACUGGAUGAAGUUCGCAUGGACUGACUGCUGCGAAUGGGAGAGUAGCUUGCUGCCUGACCGCAAGCUUUCUUUUGGGCUGGGUCCUUCACAUGGGAGUCUAUUGUUGCUUAAUGGACGCUAUCGCCUCAGAGCUUGAAGGCGAUAACUGUGUGCAAAUGUUGUUUUUGUGGCUUACGCCAUCACGUUAUUGAUCUGGAAAUCCACUGGCAAGCUAACAGGAUAUUAGCCACCUUUCUCACCACUCCGCUUUGUGGUUGCAGGCCAUGGACUGAGAAGCAUUCAUCACUGAGUGAGUGAUGAGAAGGCUGGCUUGAUGGCAGCUAAUUAUUUAUUGGGAAGCAGCAAUUGGAUACAACUAAACGGAGAAAAGAAGGGUUUGAUUUGAUCGUUCUGCCUCAUCAGUUCAACUCCUGUUUUGUCUUUUUACUUGAAACUUGAAAUGCAUCGGGGUGCUGGAGCUUUGUCGAAUCUGGGAUAGAAGAGACGCACAAGAAAACAGCGGGAUUACAGCUCCACUGUUGACAAAAGUCCUCCAGAGAAAUUACUGCAGAGAGUUUAAACGGAGCUGAAAUAUAAUGUCUACCGCAAAAGAAAACCCUUGUAGGAAAUUCCAGGCGAACUUCUUCAACAAAAGCAAAUGUCAGAACUGCUUCAAACCACGGGAGCUGCAUCUAUUGACAGACCAGGAUUUGACCCAGGCUAAACCUAUUUAUGGUGGAUGGCUAUGCUUGGCCCCUGAGGGAACAGACUUUGACAAUCCUAUGCAGAGAUCCCGGAAAUGGCAAAGGAGAUUCUUUGUGCUGUACGAACAUGGCUGCCUGCGCUUUGCCCUGGACGAGUCGCCGAGCACUCUGCCUCAGGGCACCGUGAACAUGAACCUCUGCACAGAUGUCAUCGAUGCUGAGCCCAAGACAGGCCAGAAGAACUCCCUGUGCAUCAUCACGCCAGACCAGGAGUACUUCAUCAGAGGAGAGAACAAAGAGAUCAUCAAUGGGUGGAGUGAGCAGCUGGUCGUUUACCCCCGAACCAACAAGCAGAACCAGAAGAAGAAACGCAAGGUGGAGCCUACGACCUCCCAGGAGCCAGGUCCAGCCAAGGUAGCAGUGACUGGCUCUGGGAUCCCUGAGGCUGAGAAGGUUCCAGACUCCAGCUCCAUAAUCUGGCAGGAGGAGCUGAACCAGAGGGAGGCUGAGGGGGCUGCAGUCUGGGCCACGGCAGACCUGCCCCCAGGAUCACCACUGCCCUCCACAGGUGACUGCGCAUCUGUGGGCCAUGGCUCAGACGCAGGCUCUGUGAAUGGUGACGAGGUAGAACGGGGAAACCUGCCGCUGCACAGCUCUGUGCCACAGCCGCCCAGCGACCUGCUCUCCCCCACAGGCUCCUGCUCCAGCCUGGGAGGAGUCCCACGCUGCCUCUCCCCAGCCCCCAGCGACCCCUUUCCCUCCGGCAGCUCCCUGCUCUCCAACGGGUCCCACAUCAGCGGCUCGGUCAGCUCUCUGGACUCGGACGCCAGCGGCAGCACAGUGACCAGCACCGACAGUCACCCGGCCACUCAGAGGGCUAGCCACUCCUACAGCCACCACGACACGCCGCGAUCCAGACGGCUGGAGGCCGAGGCCAGAAAGGCUGAGAAGAGGAGCCGGUUUAGGAGUCCUGACAGGCAGGAGAGGGAGGCCGUCCUCAGCCCCGAGAGGAGUCGCUCCGGUGUCAUUGAGAAGUUGGAGGCCUUGGAGCUGGAGAACCAAGAGAAAAUGGAGGUGGAAGAGUCGGGGAGAAGUGGAGCCAGACAGGGCCGAAGUGAGCACAGACGCUUCCACAGAGAGGGCCAGAGGCAUGACGCUGGUCAGGGCCUGGAUUUCCCCUCUACCCUGCCCCCUCUGAGGAGAGCCAAAUCCUUGGACCGAAGGACGACCGAGUCAGUCAUGACGCCGGAUUUACUGAACUUCAAGAAAGGCUGGAUGGUGAAGCUGGAUGAGCAAGGCCAGUGGAAGAAAUACUGGUUUGUGCUGACGGAUCACAGCCUCCGAUACUAUAAGGAUUCAAUAGCAGAAGAGGCCUCUGACCUGGAUGGUGAGAUUGACCUGUCUACUUGCUACAGUGUAACCGAGUACCAGGCUCAACGCAACUAUGGUUUCCAAAUACAUACCCAGGAGGGAGUGCACACACUGUCCGCCAUGACAGCAGGUAUACGCAGGAACUGGAUCCAGGCAGUCAUGAAGAACGUCAGACCAUCCACUGCACCUGAUGUGGCGAGCUCAACUGAGGAUCAUGGCUCCUUCUCUCCUUUGGAAGGUCUGGUAAGGCCAGACGUCACCCAGGACUCACCCUCCUCUGAGGCCUCCUCUGUAGAGAGAGAGUGCGCUCCGGGAAUCAUAAAGAGCCGGGCGCGUGAGCGUAGACGAGAAGGCCGGUCUAAAACUUUUGACUGGGCGGAGUUCAGACCCAUCGCUCAGGCUCUGGCUCAGCAGCGUGCACAGGAGGCCGAAAGCCUCCACGCAGACUUGGGAGAGCUCGAGCGGAGUCGGAGAAGGGAGGAGAGGCGGAAGAGGUAUGAGUCUGUGACCACCUCAUCGGCAGAGCAAGCAUCCGUUAAAGAAGGAGGGAGGACAGAUUAUGAGAGUGGAGAGGGAGUCGGACACUUAGAUUCAUUAGGUUCCACGCCUUUGGAGAGAGAGAGGGUGGAGGAGGCAAUUGAACAACACUGGCGACAGGUGGAGAAGACGCCCAUACGGGAGGAGAGAAGGGUACCUCUGCCCACCACAGUGCAAUCCAGGGAGACUGCAGAGCUGGAGCACCUGUUGGAGAGUUACAAGCAAGGGAUAGAGGACUUGAAGUCACAGUUGGAGAGCUGUCACCAGCAGCUCCUUGACUCCAACAAGCACAAGCAGGAGCUGGAGCUCCAGCUGAGAACGGCUCUGGAGAGAGAGCAGGACAUACGGACAGGUUACAUCUCUCCGCUGGAGCACCCUUUGGUUCUGGAGGCUGAUGUGACGCCCCAGACGAAGAGGCCUGAACUGGUUAGUUCUCAAGCACAGAGUUUAACAAAGAAGUACCAGGAGACCAAAGAGCUCCUGAAACUGCAAGAGCUGAAAAAGCGCAACAUGCAGGCACAGCUUGGCCUCUCGCUUUCUCACCUCCCCAUCAAGGAUCCUUACUUUUCUGAACCCCCAAACCCAUCUGUUCUGGAAGGCUCUCCCCCUGAACCUGUCCAAAAAACUGUUAGUGUCUUGCUCCAGGACAGCUCAGAGGCAAUUCAAGAACUAGAAGACUUGAUAACUGGCAAAUCCCUCACUCUAACAGAGCUGGGCAAAGUCUUGAAAUCCCAUAGCUGUAAUCAAGAGACAACAGAGAAGUAUCAACUUCAGAAGCUCUUGGAAACCUGGAAGUAUCAGCAGGAGAUUGAAAAUGAAAUGAUAAAAAAGAGUUUAGCCAGGGCAGGAGAAAGCAUUCGUGAAUACGAAGCCCGUCUUCUAACCAUGGAGGAUUUGGUGGGGAAGGUUCAGAAGCAAAGUUUUGAAAGUCUAAAAAGCCCCUAUGGUCCCUGCUCGAAAAUUGAAAACCACCCAGAGACAAGUGAGAUGACGAUUGGAAUGCUUUCUCAAAGGGUUGAACUUUUAACAAAUGAAAAUGGGGCAUUGAAACAGCGAUGUCAGGAAAUAGUGAACCAGCUGACUGAGGCUGACCGAGAAAUAGACAGACUGAAAGCUGAACUGAUCAGCCAGCAGGGCAGCAAACAGCAUAAACUGGCCAUGGAAGAGUUGAAAAGACUAAAGGCUGAACUGGCCGAAAACCAAGCUAACGCCAUAGACAGGGAGUAUUAUGAGAGGGAGCUGAAUGAGAAAUCUUUGCGGCUCCAUGAGGCUCUUGUUACAUUGGAGGAGCUUGGCAACACCCUUAAAGACACUGAGAAGAAGCUGCAGUUGAAAGAGGCCACACUGAAAGGUCUGGGCUUCCAGACAGAUUAUGAGGACGAGGACAUACAGCCAGAGAAAGAGCAACUCAAUGAGCUACUGGAAGCCUCGCAAGCAAAGAUAUUUGAGAUGGAGGCAAACCUGCAGUCUGCAGAGCAGCGCUGUAUGGACCUGGAAGCUAGGAACAGGGAACUAAUCGCACUAAACCAGGAAUCUGAGCAAGUCAGUAGAAAGAAGUUAGCAGAAGCAGAAAAAGAAAUAAGAACGCUACAAGAGAAGUUAGAAUUGAAGACAGGUAGAGUUGAAAUGAUGGUUAGCGAGUGUGCUGAAGCAGGGGAAAAGCAGGUUGAUGAUAAAGGACUUACAAAGCAAGUUGUAGAAGAGGUUGAGAUGAAAGCCAAGGCAAUUAAUCAGGUUGUAGAGAUGUUAGCAAAGGUAGAUGUUAAUGUAGAGAGAAUGCUAAGUGGUUUAAAAAGCACUUUAUUUGGUUCUUCGAAAGAGGAGCCACUGUGUGUGCGUCCAGAAGACAUGAGAUGGGUAGUUGAGGGAGAGUUCUGGAGCCAGCUGUUGAGCACCUCUGAAGAGGAACCCGGACAUAGCAGUGGAAGGGCUGUGGCAGAACAGAUGAUGGCACAGAAACGCUUGAUGAUCUUGGUUAGUGGGAUUUGCUCUCAAGCAGAAGUCAAGAGUGAGAUAGUGACAGAGCCAGAUUUUGCAUCUGUGUACAGCUGGCUUGACAAUGAAACAAAUGCUCUGAUUCUAAAAGAGUUAACGAAGACCUUGGAGGCAAAGUCAAAUAGUUUGAAGCAGAUUGCAUCUGGGGUGAUGCUGGAUAACAAUGAGGAGCUCCUGCCUUUGGCUCUAGCAAGCUUUGAGUUUGGUAGUGAGCAGAAACAGACCUCUGAAUAUUUGCUCGAAGCCCUCAAAGAAACAUACAUUUCUUAUGUGAUGAUUAGGCUGAAGGUUCAGCAUGAGAGAGAGCUAAAGCAAAAGUAUACAGAAGUUCAGAUCGGUAGCUUGGACUGUCCAAAUUGUCCUAAAUUAAGACAAGCUGCCAGCGAUCUCCAGUCUAAACUAGAAGAUCUUCAGACUCAACUAUCCGAGGCUUCUUUAAAAUCCGUGACAGGGCCACAAACUUUGAUCCAGAUUGAAGGAAAGCCCAUUGAUUCGUUGGAUAAAGCCAUUGAGCUUCAGGACAUGAUAGCAAGGCACAGGAAGGAGCUCAGAGAGGUCAAAGACCACUAUGAGCAGGAAGCUGAAAAGAUGAGGCUGGAAAUAGCUAAGGCCAGUGAAACACUGCGACUCCGUUCGGAAGAAAACGUUAAAGAGAUCGACUCAUUGACAAACUGCAUGGAGAACCUCAAGAAGAAGCAUGAGAUGGAAAGGACAAACCUUGUGGAGAGGUUUGACCGGGAAAUGGAAGAGCUGAGAAGCAUGAUGAGUCCGGUCAACCCAGACAGGACCUUGACAGAUGAGGAUGCACCAUUGCAUCACGGUUCGGCCCAAACUUCGACCCUGAAAGAGCGCAUUCAAGAGCUGGUGACCCAAGUCUCAGUCAUGACUGAAGAGAUGAGACGACGCGAAGAGCAGGGCGACAUUACAACCCAGCGGCUGAAAUACGAGAAAGACCUGGAAAACCUGAAGGCCACUUGUGAGAGGGGCUUUGCCGCCAUGGAGGAGUCUCACCAGAAGGUCAUAGAUGAGCUGCAGAGGAAACACCAGAGAGAACUGGAGAACCUGCAGGAGGAGAAAGAGAGGCUGCUGGCAGAGGAGACAGCAGCCACCAUCGCUGCAAUUGAAGCGAUGAAAAACGCCCACCGGACAGAGCUGGAGAAGGAGCUGGACAAGGCUCGCAAGGCCAACAGCAACGCAGAGAACGCAGACUUGGAGGAGAUCCACAGACAGCACGAGGAGGAGCUGUGUUCAUUCCAGCGGGAGAUCGAGGUGCUGUCAGAGCAGUAUUCCCAAAAGUGCCUGGAAAACGCCCACCUGGCCCAGGCGCUGGAGGCCGAGAGGCAGGCCCUCAGGCAGUGUCAGAGGGAGAACCAGGAGCUCAACGCGCACAACCAGGAGCUGAACAACCGUCUGGCAGCAGAGAUCACAAAGAUGCGUUCCAUGACGUCUGAGGAUGGAGUGGGAGACUCAAACGCCACGAUACAGGGGAAGGAGCUCUACGAGUUAGAAGUGAUGCUGAGGGUGAAGGAAUCUGAGGUCCAGUACCUGAAACAGGAAAUCAACUCCCUGAAGGACGAACUCCAGGCUGCCCAAAGAGACAAGAAAUAUGCAACAGAUAAGUACAAGGACAUCUACACAGAGCUGAGCAUUGUAAAGGCCAAAGCGGAGCGGGAUCUGGGCCGGCUCAGAGACCAGCUGCAGCUGGCACACGAGGCACUGGGGGAGUCGUCGCUGGAGGAGGUGGAGCGAGGGGGAUAUGAUAUCAUGAAGUCCAAAAGCAACCCCGACAUCCUCAAGAUGGCGGCUGCUGCAGCCAAACGCUCAGAGCGCACCAUGAGGUCGAAGAGUCUGAAGGAAGGGCUGACAGCUGAGCAGAGACUUCACCUGUUUGAAAAUAAAGACACAAAGGAGUUCUGACAGUGACGCAUAGUGUCUGCCUACCUUGCUGCAUGUUUAGAAGCCCACUAUAUUUUAGCUCUGUAAUUACUUAUUUAGUAACACCACACACUGGUCACAAACACAGAUCAUAUAUUAUUAUUAAAAAAAAAAAAAACAUGGUAUGAAGUUUGAAUUUCAUGUCUAGAGUUUGCAUUCCAUGCACUUCAGUUAACUGUGACAUUUUUUUUUGUAUUGUUUAUUUUUUGCUGCCAUGUCUUUACUGUAAAUACUGUUUUUAAUUGAGCAUCUGUCAUGCAUACACUAAAAACUAUGACUGUGUAAGCUACUGUUUUAACUCUCUAGACUGUUGCUAGCCAAAGGCAUAAAUGUGAUGUUGAAAUGGCUAAAUACAACUACAUAUUUGAGUGAGUAAUACUCGCAUAGCAAAAAGCAUAGGAAUGAGCCUGGCGUUCGGGUCUGCACGUUAACGCUCCAUCACUCCGUUGUCAUUCCAGCGCAGAUGGAGGUGUCGCUCAGUAAACAAGCUGUGGAACAAAAGUGCUCGUCUGCAUUAGAAAACAAGAACCUACCACGUUGCUUCAGCGCCUGACUUUAAAUUAACAUCAGAUAGAUGCUCUCUGUAAUUCUCGGAUCGAAUAGAGAUGCAUGUCUAAAGGGGACAGCUGAAUGCAUAUGGAUGGGAUUCACUGACUAUAAUUUAAAUAUAUAUAUGAAAAUUUAUAUAGGUUUUUUUUUCCUCACUGCAAUCAUCGGUCCAGCUGUAUAGGAGUUGUCGGAGUUGGUUUAUGUUUGUAGUCUUGUUCAGUGGCAGUCCCUUUGUAUUUAUUUAAAUGGUUGGGAUUUUUCUUUCACAUUCCCAUUCAUCUGUACUCUAUUAUUGUAAAUAUAAAGCAAAUAUACACCAACUGACUACAGGUUUAUUAGCAAUAAAUAUUUUUGCACCCUU